This is a messenger RNA of Passer domesticus (house sparrow), 865 nucleotides long. RefSeq names its product inner mitochondrial membrane peptidase subunit 1 (gene IMMP1L). Gene Ontology annotation, molecular function: serine-type endopeptidase activity. The record is from RefSeq and is a predicted model, not a curated record. Bases 266 to 766 code for a protein of 166 amino acids. The transcript has 6 exons. Lineage: Eukaryota; Metazoa; Chordata; Aves; Passeriformes; Passeridae. Gene Ontology annotation, cellular component: membrane; mitochondrial inner membrane peptidase complex.
GAAGGGCUCGGGGAGCUCGUUACGGGCGCUGUGGAGCGGGCACCCGCUUGUCCCGCGGGGUGUCUGCACCGUGCGGCGGGCCGGGGCGGACGGGCUCGCCCGGAGCGGCAUCAGCUCCUCCGGAAUGAGCCUGCAAGGGAAAAGUGCUUGUAAAAUCUAUUUUCGUGGCUGCGUGCGACAUAUGUGACUGUACUUGGGGUCCCUGCUUGGUUGUGCAGAGCCACGGACCUGUAGCAGAGCCAGCUGGGCACCAUCCCACUGUAGGAUGCUUCGCAAUGCCCUAGGAAAAGCCUUCCGAUUUCUGGGGUACACGGUGCAAUAUGGCUGCAUAGCACACUGUGCCUUUGAGUACCUUGGAGGAAUUGUUGUGUGCUCUGGACCUUCCAUGGAACCAACCAUUCAGAACUCUGAUGUUGUCUUUUCGGAGAACCUCAGCCGCCACUUCUACUGCAUUCGAAAAGGAGAUAUUGUAAUUGUGAAAAGCCCAAAUGACCCCAAAUCAAAUAUCUGUAAAAGAGUAAUUGGCUUGGAAGGGGAUAAAGUCUGCACAAGCAACCCUUCAGAUUUCCUUAAGAGUCACAGCUAUGUGCCUAAAGGACAUGUGUGGUUAGAAGGUGAUAAUCUCAGGAAUUCUACAGAUUCCAGGUGCUACGGACCUGUUCCUUAUGGGCUGAUAAGAGGACGCAUUUGUCUUAAGAUAUGGCCUCUGAAUGACUUUGGAUUUCUACGUGCAAGCCCCAAUGGCCACAGAUUUCUUGAUGAUUAAAAGACUUAAGUACUAUUGACAGUUUGCAUAGUAUUUUCUACUAAAACGAAUUGAACUAUUUUUGUUUAGAAUAAACAUAAAUAUUACUUGACAAAGAUA